Molecule: messenger RNA, 2422 nt
Organism: Nematostella vectensis (starlet sea anemone)
Lineage: Eukaryota; Metazoa; Cnidaria; Anthozoa; Actiniaria; Edwardsiidae
Exons: 3
Coding region: 84-1007 (307 amino acids)
Biological process (GO): protein O-linked glycosylation via mannose
Cellular component (GO): Golgi apparatus
Source: RefSeq, a predicted model, not a curated record
CCUCGGGCAAAUUGUGCCCGUUUACAUCGACUCAUUCAACUGAAAAAUGGUACAGAUCGCACUGCUAGAAAGAGUGAGGAAUUAUGAUCGGAUUGUGUGUAUACUUAAAUCAUUGCCGCAAGCACCCAUUCUCGCUCUUUAAACGCGUUUUUCCUUUGAUAUUGAUAGUCGGAGUAUCGGUUUUAAUAUGUCUGAAAGGCCGAAUUCAUCCAAGAAGCCAUUCAUCGAAAUUCAUGGGAUUGCAAAUUAUCACUGAUUCGUAUUCGACGUAUUCCUCAACUCUUUCCAAUGGAACUAAGCUUAAAUGGGGAAGAGCUCUGAAACAUAGAUGGAAAGAAAUUUAUGGCGAAGAAAAUUGCGAAGAUGAUCUCCAAAAGCGUAAACUGUUAGUAACUCUUUUACGAACGUGGAAUCUGAUUGCAUCUCAUCACAAUAUAACAUAUUCUUUAAUGUACGGUUCCCUUCUUGGCGUAGAGCGAACAGCGGAUAUUUUGCCAUGGGACCACGAUUUAGAUAUCAUGGUUAGCUACGAUGGUAUUUUGAAGCUCGAACGAAUAGCAAAUAUAUGCGACCCUCGAGGUCAUUUUGACAUAAAUGACGGAUUACCUCAUUUAGUUGUCUUACCAAACUCCGAGCACAAUGUCUUUAUGGAUGAUAGACGAAGAUUUGAUUGUGCUGGCAAGGAAGUAGCCAAGCUGGUGGACGCAUGCUCCAUCCAAGAACCACUAGCCAGACUUAUUGCAGGCUCAGUAUUCAUGGACUUUUAUCACUACACAGAGAAGGAGGAUAAUCUGAUUUCAGUGCCAGAAGGAAAAACUGUCACUUACGCCAAGAGGGACGUAUUCCCCUUGAAGGAGUGCUUUUUAAUGGGCGUCAAGUCCUGGUGCCCAAAAGACCCCAUCCGGGUAUUAGAGACUUGGUACGGGAAAGGCCGGCUUGGCUCCCAUAAGAGCUGUCAAUCAGGGGAGUGGGUGGAGCUAAUCACGAUGGUCAAACCCAAGAGAUAAGCCUUUUCUAACUGGCCGAACUCUGCCUUAACGGUUAAUGUUUCACGUCCUCCUAUCGGCGUGCCUCUCUCUAGACGGGGCGGUCGGUCGUCUGCUUCCCGCGACUUACUAUCGGCAAAUUAUUUGAAGCCAGCGUUCUACAAGCCUGUGGUACCCAGGGUACAGUGUGGUCACAUUCGAUCAACACACUUAUGUAAUUUAGUCUAAAGACGAUGGGUAUCGUAGUGUAUAAGUAACACAAGCGAUGAACGUAGACUAUAAGUAACGCAAGUAAUGCACGUAGAUUUAGUAAGUAACGCAAGGGGUGUACGUAGACCCAGCGAGUAACGCAAGCGAUGUUCGUAGACCCAGCGAGUAACGCAAGUGAUAAAGGAAGACUUAGUAAGUAACGCAAGGGAUGUACGUAGAAUUCGUAAGUACAUAAGGGAUUUGGGAAGCCUUAAUGAGUAACGCAAGCGAUGUACGUAGACCCAGCGAGUAACGCAAGGGAUGUAAGUAGUCCCAUAGGGAGUAACGCAAGGGAUGUGCGUAGGCUCACAUGCUUUACGACUUACAGGUAAUGCUUGUUUACUAGUUCCAAUAGGCUAAACUUUACUUUCCUUUUAUCAUUUUUAACCGUUGCACAAUGAUGACAACAAGAACAACGUCUCCCGUCCUUAUAGUUAAGCUGGCUAUGGUCAUAAAUCAUUUUUGUCCCUUGAAUAGUAUUAAAGCGACAUACGUCACUGUUCUCUUUAAAGAAGAACAGUAAAUGAUGGAAUGUCACAAGAGGUCUCAAGGCUUGGGGUGCACUGGAAUAUUAUCAACCUUUUUAUGUCUUGUUAUCGCACUAAGACCGACCUUGUUACGAUAAAAGUCUUUUAGGCGCAUUACAAUCACUACUUACUUCACCACAUCUCAUAGGAGUUACCUUAACAACAUGGAAAUCAGGGGCGUACCCACGAAUUUACGGGGAUGUGGGGGAGAGAUGAAUAGUCAUAUGAAACAUUUGGUAGAAGGAUAGUAUUUGAAGAUCCUUCAAAAAGAAAUGACCCACUUUUUCGCGUCAAAUCGAGGUACGAACGCAUCCCCCCCAUUCCACCACCACCACCUUAACUGUGGAAUUGGACGCUUGGAGGGGACUUGCUUAAGCUUCACGGACAACUUAAAGUUGACAACUUUAAUUGUUUGUGUACAUACACCGUCUACACUAGCAACAUUCAGUCGACAAUUAAAGUGGGCCGUUUUCACAAGAGAACUUAGGGAAAUACCUAGUUGAUGGGAAAUACCCAGUUGAUUUUACACAACUACGCAAUAUCGUCGUUUACACGUCUACCAGGCCAACCUUACCCAACGUUUCUUGUACAACUCUACUUAUUGUGUACACAACAUCUGCACGAGCAACUUAAGUUCUUAAUAAAAGGUGUUCACAAGAA